Pelobates cultripes (western spadefoot toad) is the source of this 34762-nucleotide messenger RNA. NCBI's taxonomy places the organism in Eukaryota, Metazoa, Chordata, Amphibia, Anura, Pelobatidae. The record is from the annotation of a GenBank genome assembly.
UCCAGUCACAUAAAUAGCUUUUAACUUUCAUUUAAGUAUGCUUUGCAUCCCCCGCCCACUCCUAGAGAGUAAAAAGACAAGAACAGAUAAGACGUAAUACACUGACUCGAGGAGAAGGGGGAGGACACAAACCUCAUUGAAAGCAGUCGGACCAGCCAGGCUCUCACAAUACAGCUUGGAAGGUGAUAGCAGCACUCUGAGCAGAGAGACCUCCUGCAUUGCUGGAAAGACAGUCUGCCUGCUUGUCUCACUUACCUGCCUUUCUAGACAUCACAGAACUCCUAAGGCAGCAAUGUAUCUGAACGGGAAAGUGGCCUUUGUGACCGGGGCAGCUCAAGGCAUUGGCAGAGCCAUGGUAGAGGAACUUCUACACAAGGGAGCUGCGGUAAGGAUUCAAUGCAAGCCAUUCAGCCAUAGAACCAUCUGCUGUGCAAUCAGAAUGCAGCCAGACAUUCCACAUCUACCUGAACGGCACACUUACAUAUUAGACAUGAGAUACCAUAACUGUCACUGUAAGACCAGGGGCAUAAGGGAUAUUUAAUCAUAGAAAUCAUAGAAAUGUUCGAUGUGUCUUGCGAUAAACCGUAUCUGCUUAAAUAACCAGUGAUAAUCAUAACAGAUAUGGUUAUGUGUAACAGAGAGCUGUGAUCAUAUUGCUACAUUGCUAUUAAUAGUUGUAAUGGUUAUACAGGGACAUAUUAAUAGGGCUAGAUCAAAUACAGUGAAAGGCAUGUAUCAUUGGGUGUUAUUGUAUAAAGUGUCUGUUCUGAUAAAUAGUGCCAACAUGGGGAAUUUGCUAGUCACCAAUGCAAUGUACCAACAGGUUCUACUGGUUCCCAUGGUGACUGUCCCAUGUUAGUACUUUUCAGAGCACUUUUAUCCACAAAGUGCACUCCUCUAUACCUUAUCGGUUUGUAUGUUUAGGAAUUUUGUGUAAACGUUUAAUGGAUUUUUAAAUUAGCCUUAGGUAGAAAUAACAUGUGAAACAUGUUGUGGGAGCACAGAGUAGUGAGUACAUUUAGGGCACAUAGAGUUCAGUAUUUUAGCUGCACCCAAAUUAUUCCUCUUGCGAGAUACAGGUUAAAGUGAUUUGCCAAAACAAAAUAAAUAAAUAAAAUGACCACCACAAUUAGGAGUUGAUCAAGUAUCUCUUAGAGAAACACCCUGAGCACCAUAACAACUAAGUCUCAAUGAAGUAAAAAAAAAAUGGUUACAGUCCAAAGUGGUCCACAUGGGUCAACCCUACAUUUCCCUGCGCCUACUCAUUUGGACCAUGUUUCAAUGCAGAAGCCUUGCACUGGGCACCGGUUGAGAGGCUGAGAGUGUCUGCUGACGAUCUCAUCCUAUCACUGGCUUGUUAUUGAGAAAAAUGCAUUAAAAAGGUACAUACACCCAGCACCCGUCCUGGAAGAGGAGACACAGGGACCUGAAAGACAGGUGCCAUCUAAACCUCUUUGUAAUUAAGUUAAUAUGGUGUCCAAGACCUCCAUGCACCAUAACAACUUAAUAUAGAUUGAGGGUGGUGUUAUGGUAUCCAAGUGUGCCUUUAUCACCCAUUCUUGGACCAUGUGAGAUAUCUAGCAGGUUUUGCCAUUUUAAUACACACUCACUCUUUAUACUGGCCAAUGCUUCUUAGAUUUAAAAUAUUUGCUCUCUGUUCUGGAGAUCCAGCAAAUAUAUGUGUUGCCUAACAAGGGCUAGCUAGGCUGCUUUUCUUCUCUGUGUAGUGCUGAUUAGCUAACAGCAGCUCUCCCUGCACCUCUAUGAAAGGUAAACAGGAGGUCAAACUUCUCCUUUGAUCUGAACAAUGAAGUUCAUUUACACCUCAACAAAUAUGUUUGAUACUGUUAACCAGCUUACAUAGACAAACAAAUGAGAUGUGCUAGUUGUGCCCAAACAAUGGCUUGCCUUACAUACUUUGUAUAGAUCUCUACGGCCACGUUUGCAACAAAUUUAGCUGUUGACAGCUUGAUUAUAGAAACAGGACAUGAAAAACAAAUGUAUCUUUGUGUCUGGUUUUCACUGAGAAAACUAGUUGGCGUUUGAGGAAUUCCUUUAUGAAACAUGUAGUUGGCAAUUUUGCAUUGUUCAAAACUGAUAAAAAAAAAUAUAUAAGAAGAUUUAUGUUUUAUGAUUGAAUAAUCAACAAAUAUUUGCUUUUCUAUAAAAAAAAAGCUGUGGGUGCACAUACUAUUGAAGUUCGCUGUGUGGUUAACCUCGUAAUAGUAGUGUGUUUUUAUUUCUUUCAUUUGUUUAUACUCCCUGGUUAAAACAUAGGCUGUGUAAAAUAUAAAAUAAAAAUAUCAACUGAGACAUUUAGUAUAUUUACUUAGUUUCAGAAACAGACAGGGUGAGGUAAUGUGUUGGCAUACUAAUAAUGAAAUACAUUGAUCGCGUAUGUUCCAAUGACGUGAGACAUUUUUCGAGUACAAAUAUUAUUCUAGUUAAAAAGAGUAGAAAAGUGUAGAGUAUUCCACUCUAAAGGGACACUUAAGUAACCUAGAACACUUUGAUGCACUUUAAAGAUUACAGUAAUAUGCCUGCUUAAAAGAGCACGCCAAGCACCAUAACCACUACAAUGUGCUGUAGAUGUUAUGGUACAGGGAGUGCCAUGGCGCCUUAUCACCAUGUAAUUAGUCAAAAAGUUUUAGAAGCUUUUAUACGUAUAAUGAAAAGUUUUCCAGAUCACCUAUUUUGGUUUAAACUAUGUCUUAUGGAUUUAAAUGCUCUUCAAUUAAGAGUAAUGCAAAUGUUUGCAGACAUAAUAUUAUUUUAAAUAUAUUUUAUAAGGUGCAUGUGCUUUCCACUGAUGUCCACUGAGAAUGUGAUACAGGAACUGUCCGUCUGCAUAGGGAAACUUAAUUAAAUUAAAUAAUAUACAAAGCAUAAUGCUGUAUCUACCAAAGAUUUGCAUACCCUAACAGUGAUACUAUUUUAAACCUUGAUAAGGAAACUUAAUGUAAUUAAAUACUAUACAAACCAUCAUGCUGUAUCUACCAAAGAUUUGCUUACCCUUAUAGUGAUACUAUUUUAAACCUUCAUAAGGAAACUUAAUGUAAUUAAAUACUAUACAAACCAAAAUGCUGUAUCUACCAAAGAUUUGCUUACCCUUAUAGUGAUACUAUUAUAAACCUUGAUAGUGUGCAAACGACCUCUGUAAUUCAAGAACAAAUAUCUUGCCAAGUGAUUCACUUUUUCAAGAAUAGCCAGUAGCAUAUGUUGUUGUUGUUUUUUUGUCCUAACAUUCCUGUGUACCAUUGUGUUUACAUGUGAUUUUCAAGUAGCAGGUUCUUCUAAGAAAUAUUUACCAAGAUUAUCUGUGUGUGCUAAGCUACACUAAAUUGUUAGUGACAUACCAUACGGUGUGUUUUAUGGUAAGAAAUGUGUACUUCAAUUUAGUUGAAGGAUGUUACAUACCUUUUUUAUGUUGUAUGUGUCAUAUGUAACAAGUAAAAUGCAAUCAGUAGGUCUGGUACACUGAAAAAAGAAUGUAACGUCUAGAUGUAUAGUCAGUAUAGAUCUAUUCCUAACAUGAUAAUUAUUACGCUAUAAACAAAUAGUUAUUACUUUGGAUACAGAAUGAACUUUUUCAUUAACAUGCUUUUACUGAAUGAGUAACAGAUACCGUGGAAUAAUCCGUAUGACAAGGUGAGCAGGGAGUGUGUGGCAACCUUACGUGAACUGGUGUAUUACAUAACACAUGCUAUUAAUCAGAACCUGUGCAUCUCAUCCACUUGUUUCAUUUCAGUACAUUAUCAUUCAAGAUAUUUUUACUAGAUCUGUCCAGACUGUAUAUUUAUUUAUUUAUUUAUAGCAGGCAGAGGAUAUAUAAUUAGACACCAAACAAUAUCAGAACCUUAUUUAUAGCGUUCAAUCUUCUGCAAGGUACUCUUGUGAGCUUACAAUCAAGAGGGUAAAUGUAGAUUGAGACAAAUGGUUACUUUAAAAGUAACAGAAAUGUAUACUAAAAUAUGCAACACAAACAGUAUGGCUUUACAAUCAGUAUUCAGAAGACAGGAAGUCCUUUGACAAUAAAAAAAUAUAAGCAAUGCUUUACAAUCACCAUAUACAUUAAGACAACUCAGACAGCUCCUUUGAGAUAAAAUGGUCUGGGUGCCUAUAGUGUCCCUUAAUGCGUUGUGAGCUGCAUGGACCAAUGUAGUAAGGAUUUUUUUGCAAGAAGUUACACUACAUCAUCACAUACUCCGCUAAAACGCAGAUGGCUAAAUCAUAACAAUUUAGCAAAAUGCUAAUAUUUACAAGGCAUUACAAACAUUUACAAAAUAUUGCUAACACUGACAAUAGUUCAGGACAGUUGCACUCAGUAUUUCCCUCUGCAUCAUCUAAAGACCUCUCGCUGAAACAACCAUCUGGUUUUGCUUUUGAGUACUGCUAUACUUUUUUUAAAGUCUAGUAAACAGCAAUUUAUAAGAAUAAUAUCACAGUAUUUAACUAGACACAGUGCAUUUCAAAAGUAUUUAGACCUCUUGAACAUGAUCAUGGUUUCUGUAUUUGAAAUUAUACAUACUUAUAAAUGUCCAAAUAUUUUAUUGCGAAUGAAUCUCAAAUGAACUAACCCCUUAAGGACCAAACUUCUGGAAUAAAAGGGAAUCAUGACAUGUCACACAUGUCAUGUGUCCUUAAGGGGUUAAGUGAAUAACUCUGGCAGUAUUUAAACCCCUCAUAUUAUUAUUUAGUCAAGUCACCUUUUGAUGUAAUAAUAGUUUGAAUUUUUGGGGGGACUUAUCUACCAACUUUGGACUCUAAUUGGCAACCGUCUUCUUGGCAGAUUUAUUCCAGGUGGUUCAGGUUGUUUAGGUGGGGCUUGUGACCAAAUUUUCAAAUAGUACCACAGAUUUUUAACAGGAUUAAGUUCAGGACUUUGGGACACUGUAGUGUUUUUUCUUGAGCCAUUCCAGAGUGGCUUUUCAUAUGUGCUUGGGAUCAUUGUCCUACUGAAUUGUGAAAGUUCUACACAGGUUUAGUUUUUUAGCCAUUCCAUUGUUUCUUUAAUUCUCACAAGAUUACCAGGUCCUGUAGAUGAGGAGCCUCUACAGCACAAUCCAGCCAUUACUAGACUUUAGUGUAGUGAUAGUUUUGUUUCUUGCCACCGUCCCAGUUUGGGUCAUUAUGAUCUAGAGUUAUUGAAAUUGUUGUUUGGUGCACAUUCGCUCCAGUCUCAGUCACUGACCUAUAUAGUUUAACUAAAGUGGCUGAUGGCCUCUUCUUGGCUUCCAUUAUAAGUCUCAUGCUUACUUAGUCUCUGAGUUUUUAAGGACAACCUUUUCUAGGCUGUGUCUAAGAGGUGUGAUGUAGCCUUUUUUUUCCGGAUAAUUGAUUCAACAAUGCUAAAUAGAAUUUGGAUGGGUUGUGGUAGCAAAAUUAUGGACAUAUUUGCCGAGAGAAAUCAGGCUAUAGGAAUGGAUCUGGAGAAAGAAGUAAUGCGAAGGAAUUUUGGGAAUCCACAAACAUGAAUUCCUUUAGAGAAUUUCUGUAGAGAAUUAUACCGGUAGAGGAGCAAUCGGUAUAGUGGUGGUGGGAUGUAUAGCAUUCAUUGUGAGACUAAAAAGCAAACAUUUUGACAAUAAUAUCUUCUUCCUAAAAUGAAUAUUGUACAUGAAUUAACAAUACGAAAGUAUUAGUUACGAACUAUAUAGAAAUGAAGUCACAGGGUAUACAAUACUAAUAACUGCAAAAGUGUUGGAGGAUAUUGUGGAAGAUGAGUAAACAUUUGUUUCUGUCCUGAUUGAAAAUAAUGCUAUUGUUUGCAGAUGAUAUUUCAAAAUGGUGGUGCUGGCUGCUGAAGCAAAUCAGGGUAUAAGUAUGGAUUUAAUUGCUUACAGAGGUUAUUACAGCAUUUUGGAGAUGGUCUCUAAGGUAAAUCAUGGUGUAUGUAUGGAUCUGGAGAAAGAAUGCUUUCCUUCAGAUCUACAGCCUGGCCAACAGUCCAUGUAUGUAAUGGGCUUUUAUCCAGAGAAAAAUAUUGAUGAGGUUAACGUCUCACAGGUGGAAGUCAAUUGUUAGAUAAUUGUAUUACCAUCAGGACAUUUUUUUCAGGUUUGUAAAAAUGGAGAAGCUAGCGAACAGUUGUUAAAUAUUUUCUUAUACUGCAUAUUUGAGGUUUUCAUUGACUGCAAAUGUUUUCAGGUAAAGUAUCACACAGACUGUUUUCAGCAAUAUGUAGGAAUUGGCCAAGGAUCUUAUUACAUUUAGAAGAUGCAGUAUAAUUCUGGAGACCUGUAUCAUACACCAAAUAUAUCGCUGUGGAUUUGUGAAUAAUCACUAAUAUGUUCCAGUGAUCACCAUCUUUGCUCUGAGUAAUUCAGAUAUCACCCAGUUUAAUCAGAAAGAUCUAUGACAGCUAGAAUUGGCCCUCACUUAGAACUUGUAGGGAUACGUCUAAAUACCUUGGUUAAGUUUUAUUUAUUUUUUUCCUUACAUUCUUUAAAUAGUAAGUUUGAGAGUGAUGCUUUCUUCAGAAAAUACAUGUUUACCUCUUCUUAUCUAAUGUUCUUAUCAGAAAAGAAACUGAAUGUCACAUAUUCUAGAAAUUAUCUUUUUAUCCAUCAAUCUUUAAUAAAUUGGCUGUGUACCUCCUUACUCCUCAGUGAUGUUUUAGCUUUCCUCACUUUUUCUUUAAACCGCAUUCCUGUUAGAUCUUCCGUCUGUUUUUUUUUUUUUUUUUUUUAAAGGAAUGCAAACCCUCCCCCCUUCAAGUAAAAGUAACUGAUAAUUUCCAUCAGGCCUGCUGAGAACAGUUGUUAAGCCAGGAGGACUAUUACUAAAAAGUAUCAAGUCUAUUUAUUACUGUUUGGCAGGAAAAUAUUAGGGAGAACAAAUCUUUGGCAUUUCUUAAAAACUACGAGUCCAUGACUGAGGCCUUUUUUGCUCUUUUGCAAUGUUUGUUCCGUUGUACUUUCCAUCUUUCCAAUUAAGUGCACCCAAACAUAUUUUAUAUCAUUUUCUUAAAGGACAGAUAGGACUGACCGUCUUCUAGGAACUUGUAUUUAUCUGUUUAAAAGUAUUAAACAUAAAUAAAAUAUUUGAAAAAUAACCCAAAAUAUAACCAAUUGACAUCUGAAUUGCGAUAUGCACUUUCCAUGUUGUGUAAUAACUUUUAAUAGCACAGAAUCGUUUUGUAGUGGUGGCAUGUAUAUGUGGGCCCAAAGGAUGUACCAUGCGUGCUCGGACACACUCUAAUUCAGGGUUUAAUUUUUGUCCACAUUGAACAGAGGGUGGGGGACGUCGUGGAUAAGAAAGCAAGCUCAGAAAGCUACAAAACCUUUGUUGUUGCAAAAACAUUCCAUAUUUGAGUAUGCAAACAAAUGUAGCUUAUUACGGAGGGCAAAACCUAUCAAAUAUGUUAGAGUUGCUUAAGUGCCCAUAGUGUCCCUUUAAGUUGAACCUGCACCUCUUGAUCGAGUUCACCUAACUUUGUUUGUCAUUUUUUAAUCAUGCAUUUCUUUUCUGCUAUACAUUGUUGCAGAAUAUUUUGUGACUUUAUGAUAUAAAAACAAAUUUACGGCUUGCAAUUCAUUGUGCAUGUCAACUGUAUGCUUGCCUAUAUAUUUUCUCUUCAAUAGAAAGAUUUUACAAAGAAAGUAGACUGCUAUAUAAUAUAUAUUAUUAACUGUAUAUAAGUUGCAUCGCUUUCCCGUGUUAAUUUAAUGAACUCAACAAGAAGUUGACUUACAAGGUGAAAUGUAAAACAGGUGGAUUCUUUUUAUUGGCUGAUUAGAGCUGGAUGUGUAAUUUAUUCUGUCGUUUAGCUCUCUAUCAGAUGUUGUGCUUAGAGUAACCCUGUAAGGUAAGAGUUUUUAUUUAAUUUGGUUUUUAAUUCUUAUCCAUAGGUGAUACUUGUGGACCUGAAUCGCAUAGCGGGUGAGCAGUGUAAAGCCUCUCUGGAUGAAGAAUUUGGAAGUCACAGAACCUUAUUUAUUCAAUGUGAUGUCACAGAUGAGAAACAGCUCAAAGGUAAAAAGGAGGGGUGGAGAAUUAAUCUCUUGAGUAGCUAAGGGGUAAGCAAUGUGUACACAUAUCCCUCUGGUGCUGAAAGACAUUUAACAACCUGAUCCGUUCUGAUUGUGUGUGUGUAUUCAGCACAAAAACAAUCCAAAGUUCAACGUGCAAUGCAGUAGCAAUUAAAUAAAAGAUUACAGACAUAUAUGAAAUACAAAAGAAUAAUCCGUGGUAAUUGCAUUUAACAGUCUGAUGACAUUUACAAGAAGUUGUGCGGUAAGUAAAAAUCUGCUGAACAUGAAUGAUGCGUGUUUUGAUUACUGAGUUGUGGAGAAAAGUACAAAAUAACAGAUGGCGUAAUAAAUGACACUAGUAAUCGAGCAAUCUCAUAAGGGUAAAAGGGAACUCAGGACAAAUGCGUUAAUAAUUAUACAAUACUUGGUAGAAGGCAGAAUAGUCUCAUAUAUAAAAUCUGAUAAUGAACUGUCACAUUGUUUAAAACCUAAAUCUUAGGUUCCAAAGGUAUGUCAUAUGUAAGGGAACCAUGUUAAAGUGACACAAUAAGCAAGAUAUGACAAAUCCUCCCCCCACCCUGGCCCAAUUUUAGAAUGCAGUAUUGCCUUUAUUGUCCUGUUAAACCCCCCCCCUUACAUUAAAAUUAUGCAAAAAUUAAGAAAAAAUAAAUAUUGCUUACUUGCAAAGAUCCCCUUCCAGACAGAAAGAGACAUCAAGAGCCUUCCCACCCAGUCUCAGCACAUUUUGUCUUAACCCCUUAAGGACACAUGACAUGUGUGACAUGUCAUGAUUCCCUUUCAUUCCAGAAGUUUGGUCCUUAAUGGGUUAAGCCAGUAAGCCAGGAGACAAGGAGCAGGAUACUCUCUGGACCAUAACCUUUACAAUGAUGCAACAUUGUCAUGGUGCUUAGAGUAAUCCUUUAUAUUUGUUUUUAAACAGGUUUUUUUUUUUUAUUUAUCUUAGACAAACUACAUUUUUAAAUCUUAUCAAUAUCAUAUAAGACAAUCAAAUUAUAAAAAAAAACUUUUAAUGACUAUGAUAUUAAACUGCCCUUACCCCUUUUUACAAUUUAGCUGCCUUUCAAAAAACAAUGGAACAUUUUGGAAAUUUGGACAUAUUGGUGAACAAUGCUGGAGUGAACAAUGAAAAAGACUGGGAGAAAACAAUUGAAGUUAACUUGGUAAGUUUUAUUGAACAUGGGUCAGGUUUUAUUACUAAGGAUAGCCCUAUAUUACGUAGGUGAACACUGUGAUUGUGGUUUUAUUGACAGAUGUAUAUCCUGCACAGACUGCACAAAGGUUGGGGAUUCUUUUAACUCCUGCUGCAUUUGUAGGGGCCCUUUAAGCAUAUAUGUGGGGCACUAGAUGCCUGGAGCACUAGUGAAGUCAGGAACCUGAUUAUUCAACAUUAGUGAUGUCCCGAACGGUUCGCGAACGGUUCGCGAACGGUUCGCCACGAACGGUUCGCCACGGACUCAUCAUUGAAUAAACUUUGACCCUGUACCUCACAGUCAGCAGACACAUUCCAGCCAAUCAGCAGCAUACCCUCCCUCCCAGACCUUCCCACCUCCUGGUCCGCGGCAAACCGUUCGUGGCGAACCGUUCGCGAACUGUUCGGCGAACCGUUCGGGACAUCACUCUUCAACAUAUAUUGCAGGGUGAAUACAAAUACAAAAAGAUAAGUCCUGUGCUUACUCCCAUCACUCCUGGGCGCAGCAACGACCACGGUACACAUCAGCCCCAAUGUAUAUAGUAAAAACCAAAGAAAAAAAUGUUACCUGCACUCUCUCCUUAAUCCCUAUGUAUAUUUAAACAAAUGGAGGUCAUUUAGUUACUCCAAUGGCCAUUGGAGGGAAUGUCCGCCUACCAACGUCAAGGCAGACCCCCCUAAGCGGGUCCUACACUAACCCUUCACCUUACUUCCUUGAGCUUUUGGCAAAGAUAUCUCUAAUGAGACAGAGAGGGUAUUUUUUUAUAUACACCCCUAUAUACUUAUUAACCCUUAAUAGGAAACACAUGGGAUGGGUGGCAGCAUUGUAAUAAAGCUGUGUGAUACAAAAAGUUAAUACAAAUACAAAAAGAUAAGUCCUGCGCUCAUAUAUGAGAUGACAUAUAUUGCAGGGUAGAUUGUGGCAUGGUGAUUGGACUUGCAUUAGACUAAGGACUAGACGCAGGGGUAAGCAACUUUUGGCACUCCAGAUGUGAACUACAUUUCCCCUGAUGCUUUGCCUGUGGUGUCCAUCUAAAUGCAUUAUUAGAGAUGUUGCCAUUUGGAGUUCCAAAUGUUGCAUAUCCCUAGACUAGAAGAUGAAUCCCAGGUAUCCUUUCUCCACAAUGAAGCACUGACUUGGCUAUUGCUGUCUUGUACUCAGAGGCCUCUAAUGGACCCCUAUUGUAACCUAUGGAGUGACAAGCUUUAAAGAGUAACUCCAAGCAUCAUGUCCAUUUCAGCUGUAACUCCACCAAUCCAAAACAAAAGGUUGGCUAAUGUUCAUUAUGUGCCUAUUCUUCAAGACAAAAGUACAUAGGCUCAACAACGUGACGCAACAUCAGCUUUAUUGGAUCACAGGGACAGAACUCACAUGGCAUUAAUCUUAAUAUAAACUGUUACUCAUCUCUCCUUGAUGCACACUACACAUCUUGUAAUGAAAAAACUAAGCAGCAGACUGCAUAAUGUGGGCAUGUGAGAGAGAUGUGUGAAUACCCUGUAAAAUAUGUUGUUGAUUUAAUAAAUACGAUUGGCAGGCCUGUGUGUUUUGCUAGUGAUAAUCAGUUAUUUGCCAGAUAUGCCUCCUAGUGGUUACUGAUUUAUCAGUAUCAACCAAGUGGAGAAACUCCCAUAGGUGCAGCAAGUAAGUCUGUUAGUCUAACUCAGACUGUGCUUGUGUUCAAUGUGAUUUCUUUUUCCAAAUUAUAUAGGGAGCCAAAAUGAAACUCUAUAAAAUUAUUGAGUACUUUGCUGCAUGCCUUAGAGAUAGACAACAUAUGUAAUAUUAUCAUGUUGUAAUUUAGGGAUUGAGGAGGAGAAUUAAUUUUUUUAUUAUUAUUAAAAUGUGUUAAUUCUGCUUCAGCCACCAAAAUAAAAUCACCUAAACAUUCUUCGCUCUGAGAGCCUGACCUGCUAAAUCACAGUUUAAUGCAUGCUUAAAUAGCCGUUGCUAUGGGCCUCUGCCGAGCCAAGAAACUAGCACUUGAAAUGUUUACAGAUCACUGUUGCAUUGCACUUGUGUGUGCUGCUGUUCAAAUUCCAGGGAAACCUACAUUCUGAAUUCAGACCCACUACAGAACAUGAAACUAGCAGAUUGGCACUUAUAGCAACAAGCCCUUAAGCUCUUAUAAUUACAGUGUGCUUUGUGUCACUAUGAAGGUUACUUAAAAUCUACAAUUGAAAGGAAAUUCCACACAUCAUGCAAGGAGCAUAUAAAGGUGCAAGAAGCUAUUUUCCCACCCCCUUCAUUCAGCUAAUUAUACCUGCAGUGUUUUUUUUGUUUUGUUUUGUUCAAAUUUGCCACAGCUGUUACCUCAACCACAGGCUUGGUAUUUUCACAGAAGGAAGCUAUAGCUAUGCUAAUAGGAUUUUACACAUACAGAAUUAUUUUUUAUUGUGUGUAUGUAUGACGCAUGCAAACCAUAAAAGUCCAAAGAAACACACGCUUUCAUAGAUUUAUUUGAAACAGCUGCUGCUGACAUAUUCAUAAAAAAAAUGAGAGAAUCUAUAGGGUAACCUAAUAGAAGCUACUCUCCAGUUAGCAUCACAGAUGAUGAAAGGAGGCUUCUCAUACUAGGAUGCAUGCAUGCACGCCAGGAUGACAGGCUACCUAUUCACUGAAGUUUAAUGUCCUACAUUUUACCCCAAAUUUAGCACAGGGAGUGUUAGGAAUACAAAUCUGUCCCUACUCUUUUUCAGGUACCCUUGGUGCAAUAAAAAAAUAAAAUAAAGAUUUACUAAUCUUUUUCCUGUGCCGAGGCUGCUACAUCACAUCUCUGCCAAUUUCACAGAAGAGGCUCCUCGUAGGGAAGCAUUUGGGGACCUAAUGCACAUGCACGUUAAGUGCCGUAUUCACAUUCAUAUUUCCCUAAAGGAAAGAUUAGGAUCAAUGCUUUCCUAAAGGGCUUCUGCAUCAUGUGACCAAGUGUUACAUGGUCAAUGCAGCAGAAACCGCUCUAGUAGUUGUCAUACUUACUGCCUUUAGAGGUGGACUUUACCCUACUGCAGACGUCAAUGUUUUACAUUACAGGGUUAAGAAGACAGUCACAGCACCCAGAGAACUUAAUUGAGAUGAUGUGGUCUGGGUGACCAUAGUGUUUCUUUAAACAUGUUUCUGUGCUGCACUUUCCCCAGUCCUCCUUAUACUAGAUGACAUAGGAGCUUUGUCAGUAAUCAGGCGGACGGUGUGCAUCUUGUGUCAAACAGACAGAUUAAAAUCCCACAGGGCCCUAGGCAGGUUACUUCUUUGGAGCCCCCAUUUGUUUUUCACAUAAGGAUAGUGAAUGGAGUCAGGCUAAUUCGUGGUUCCAGGAGCCCCUGUCUAACCCCUUGACCCUAGGCGGCUGCCUAAGGUAAUUUUAUGGUUAAUCCUUCUCUGGUGUCACACAGUCAAAUCGUAUGACUUGACAAAUCUGGAGACUGAGCUGGGGAAAUGAGCUCCUAUUAUUAAAAACCAUGAACAAAGCUGUUAUGCAAGCUAUUUUUUUGAAGGUAGAAACACAGAGAUUACACUUUGUAGAAAUAAAUUAACUUAAACUAUGUGGACAUUUAAAAGGUACAAAUCCAAAUUCAUUAUAUGGAUAUCCGAUAUCAUCAGUCUGUUUACAGACUUCUAGAAGACGAAAAGUGUUCUUCAGAACUGUCUCACGUAAAGCAGAGACAUUUUUGAAUUGUGUAUAGGAAUGUUACUAUCUAAACAAUUUUUAUGUCUUGUCAAUGGUCUUGAUUUUGUAUAUGAACCAUUUACAAAGCUAAAGCUGUGCUUCGCAAGGAUACAUAUGAAUGCAUUAAAGGGACUAUAGUCACCAGAACAACUGCAGCUUAAUGUUCUUAAUUAGCCAGCCACUAAAGACUUUUUUUGAUAUAAACACUGCCUGUUCAGAGAAAAUACAGUGUUUACAUUACUGCAUAGGUACACCUCUAGAGGCUGUCACUCAGACGGCUACUAGAGGUGCUUCCUGCGUCAGUGCUGCACAGUGUGCAGCACUGAUGUUCAGUGCUCUGGAUUCCUAUAGGAAAGCAUUGGCUUGGCUGAGACUGUCAGAUUUGGGAAUAUCAUCCAAGGAGGCAGAGCCAGGUAUGAGGAAACCCAUAUAGGUGCUGGAGUAAAGGUAUGUUUUCACCCUUUUUAAGAAGGUAAGAGGGGGGAACCUCAAAUGUAUCUUUAACACUAUAGUGGUAGGAGUACGUGUUUGCAUUGCUGACACUAUAGUGUUCCUUUGAAUAAAAAUUGAUCUCAUCAAGUUUUAUUCUCUUUCCAGUGUGGCCAUAGUUUUAAUGUUGGUGCACUUUUAAAUCUUAAUAUUCUGACUAUAACAUAACAUCCAUUCAUACAACUCUUAAAGAUCAUUACACCCAAAAAAACACUUGAUCUAGCAUGUUAAACAAAGGGCAGUUACCUACUCCCAACUAUGGAGUCUCAAAUCAGCCAUUAAUUACUGGAGUUGUUUUUAAGAAAAAAAGUCAUUUUAUAUGAUAUAAGCAGCAUUAAAAGCACAAACACUACCAAUUUUGUAAAUCUAUUUUGACUUUCAAAUGAUUUCAACCACAUUUCAUUUGCAUACAGAUACGACAAUACCUGUACACAGAGGCCCAUAUUUCUUUGUGUCUGCUGCUGUUUUCUUCUCCUGUAACCAUGUGUACUGUGUCCACUCUCCAGCAAGAAUUUGUUUUGCAUUUUACAUUAUUUUACACUGUGUAUACUUCAUGUCCAUCAAUGUCAGCCUAUACAUUUAUAAAAAAAUUAAUCAGUGUCCAACGAUUGUAAAUAUGCCAAUCCCUAAUUGAAAAUAGAUUACAUUCCUGCUUACCUGGGAUACUCCCUGUUUCACAUCAUAUUAAAUCAUUUUUACAACACUCACUAAUCCAGUAUAUGCUUGCCUAGGUUUAAAGGCUCUACAAGUGUAAUUGUUUUGAACAUUUCAAUUUGUAUAACGUAAUGUGAUGUUUGUUGUCCUGAAGAAGACGCAUAACUAGAAUCCAACCUAUAUUUUGCAAUUAUUUUUAUAAAAAAGAGGUGCAUAAAAUAAACAGAAUAUAUUUGUACUUACUUUAAUUAUUACUUUAUUACAUUACAUUUCUAAACAGGAUAAAUACUGCACUCUUAUUAGAGUGUUUAAUGUGUUUCCACAUUAUCUACAUUUUCUAAAGAUUGCAGAUUUUUAUUCUGGAUAUUUUUUUUUGUAUAUGUUUUCUUUUUUUUGGUUUUAUUAGUCCAUAUUCUCAGGGUUAUGCACGUAAUUUAAACUGGAUACAUAUUGAAUUUCAAAUGUAAAUGGAGACAGCUUAAUGUAGUGGUUCUGGUGUCUCUAGCAUGUCUCUGCAGUGUUAGCAUUGCAAACACUGCCAUUUUAGAGAAAUGCAGUAGUCAGCACCAGUAGACUUAAUUGUUGAACAAAUAAAUAACCUCAAUUGAAUAUUUGAACAUCUGAACAUCUGCUGCUAUGUCUCCCAUGGUUGAUAAUGCAGUAGACAAAACAAGUUUCAAUAUAACUGGGAAUAGGGGCUGGUGACGUCAACCAUGGAAUUUGUAGAAGAAAGACUUCCACAUUGCUGUGUUCUAAGAGAGUGAGUAGGGCUUCAGCGGAGUGAACGUGAAAAUAGGUUCUUAAGGUUGAUCAUUAAAAUGAGAAUUCAAAGUGAAUGUCAAAUUGAAGGCCAGAGUAGCUGAAAUGGAACAAAAGCUGACAAUUUUUUUCCAAGUUGGCUAUUCUGAUCUUAAAUUUCUAAUUUCUUACUUUAUUAAAUAACCUUGUGUGUUACACAACGUGCCUUCCGAAUUGAGGCCAUAAUACCUAUAGCCUGAUUUAAUAUCUGUACAAAGACAAAAGGAUCACGCCUGGAAAGUACAAAAGUGAGUGUAUGUUUUUUUAAAGCAAAUUGGUAGUCAGCCAUUUUUUCCAUAUCAUUACGUGUCCAUUGCAAAUGCACAGGAUACACACUGAGAGAGGUGCACCAACAAACUGACCUGUAAGAUUGCAGGUAGUGUGGCAUAAGUUUGCAAGUGGGACUGUUAUCAUAGUUCCUCCACAGUAACAGCACCUUCAGCUCCCUGACAGUCCUCAGAGUCUCUUACAGCAACCAGUGCACCGUAUCACUUCCCAGCAUGGCAGUGUGGUGGAGAACAUCUGGAGAGAACUGUGAAACCCUUCCUUCCUGUGAAACCCUUCCUGCUAAAUGGGGGUUUCAGAGAUGUGGGCAUGCUUGGCUCAGUUUUCAAUGUCUCAGACUCUUAAAGAAGUCCCCAAAAUGACAGGGAGCAGGCUUGGAGAAUUAAGGGAAACAGUGCAGUUUUCCUAAAGUAUAUAUUGCCUGGAAUAAGCACAAACACCUCCGGGGAAGAGGUCAACUGAUGUGGGGACUCAGAUGACAUGUACAUUGAUUUAUAUGCAUGUAACAUCAUUUUAGCCAAUGAAAGCAUUAUCAUUCCUUGAUGUUGCAACGUAACACUCAUCCCACUAUCCCCUCUUAGCGACCCCUUUGUAAAUUGUUGCCCAAUGUAAAAAAUAAGAAAGUUCUGAUUUCACAUGCAGUUUAAAUGUGAAAAAUGUGAACAUGUUAUAUGCAGAAGAGUUAGGCAAGCCAUUGGCACUGAAGGGGUUAAAAUAUCAAAGGGGGGGAAGUAGGUACAGCUGGGACUGUGAAACAGGGGCAAUCAUCCAGUAAUAAAAACAAAAAUAUUCUCACUAAAUCCCAUUAAUCAUAUUGUGUCCUUUUCUGACCUUUAAGCAUAUUUAAACAUCACACGCAAAAGAAGGAAAAAACAGCACGCUCUGCUGUCAUUAAGGAUUUACAACACCCAUGACAUGAUAGUAGCAAAAUGUUUAAAGCUUGAGCGUGGUUUGUUCAGACAUAAAAAGGAUUAGCAUUUCUGGACAACGUUUGACAAACUCUGACAGGCAUGAAUGAUUUUUAGGAAGUGUUUAUCAGUUUCAGGUAAUUACCUAGCUUGUGAAAUUGCAUUUUUCAGAAAUUCUGCAUUUAAGGCCAAAGUCAGAAAUCCAUAUCCCCCACGUAUCCCUAUUUUGUAGGAAAAAUCACAAUGUUGGACCAAUUCCCUUCUUUUUUAUUCGAACGUUGCUCUUUUCUAAGAAUUCCUUAUUGUUGGUGUAUCUGAGUGUAUAACAGAGCUCCAUUGAAAUAAUACCCCCAGUAAUGUGUCUUUAAACUACAAAAUAUGUUUAGGGAUCAGUCUGUGUAAAUACAUUGUUUCUUGUUCCAAGUUACAUCUUAGUUACAAAAAAUUGUUAUUAGUAAGUCUCCUAAAAUAUCUGAGAAUAGCCCUGCCCCUGGUUACUCUGCUACUCCACCACCUAAAAUGAAAAUGUCCAUUUUAAAUGUUAGGAAGUAUGGUAAGCCAUCACAAAUUGAACUGGUUUAAUAAGCAGUAUAAGUACUGCCAGUUUUUCCCAUUUACACUGAGAAAAUCAAGCCUAAGAUCACACUAGCAUGAUAACUUCCAUUGGGAAUUUAAGGAAUGUACACAGUGUUGUUUGCACAGGCAUAAGAACUGUCAAUCUCUUUCAUUUGGGAAAAUAUUGUUCUAAAAAUAAAUGUUCUACUCACAUAAACAAAAUAUGGGUCCUUUAGGACUCUUAAACUAAUAGUAGUGCAUGGUAGAUAAAGGACUUACAAAUCAUAUGUGGUCCCAAAAAUACCUAGUAAUAGUAGUGGAACCAGAUCCCCACCCUUGAAGUAAACAGAGAUCCCCAGAACCUCCUAUAAACCAGGUCCUGCAGAUGCUCUUCAGUAACCAAACAAUGUCCUUUCCCUUCAUCACCUAACACUGAAGAUGAUAUGAUAAAAUAUAUAUCAGUGGGGUAUGGGUUUAUCAUGUCUAUUUUUUUACCUUGUAAUUCUUGAAAACUUUAGACCAAAGGCCUUAAAAAUAUCUCCAGUUACUUCUUGGCUAUUUCACACUGGAUAUUUAUAUUACCACAAUGCACUGUUCAGUGAAUAAACCCUUGUAAAGUGUAAUUUUCUGAAAGGUUCUGUAUUUGUGUAAAUUGUUUAUCAAAGUGCAAAUGCAGUUAACCACCAGUGCCACUGACAAAAUACCUAUAGAAAUGUAAAAUCUGAGGUUCUUUAAUAUUCUGUGAAGCAGGUAAACGGAAAUCUAGAUUAUGAUAACAAAUGAGGUUGAAUAGUGAAUCUUAACCUCAGUAAUGGUUUGUCCUCCAUUACGCUAUUUUGGACAUUUUGAGAAUUUUUUAAUUCCACUUCUGCUUUAGAUUUUUGUUUAUAUAUAUUUUUUGCUUUGCAGUGUCAGUUGUAUGGAUUGAUGGAGGCAGUGUGUGUUCUCUUCUCGUGCCUAUUAGGUUAUAAACCUUUGCGAAUGUUGAUAGCAUUAGGGAGUUUAUGGCUUGUACAGAGGCUUAGAACAGUCUGUGUGUCUUUUUAUUUCAUAAAAUGCACUCCUGUAAUGCACUCCGUCUCUCUGUUUAAAUCAAAUUUGAGGUAAUAAAAUAAUUUAUUCUUCCUGCUUCUUUCUGUUUCAGAUUUCAGUUAUCAGAGGAACCUAUAUCGGUUUGGAACUCAUGAACGUAAAGAAUGGAGGUCGUGGAGGUGUUAUUAUCAACAUCUCGUCUUUAGCUGGUAAGAUACUUGAUUGGACACUGUAGAUUUAAGAAAAUGCAGUACUGCAUAUUGUUUUCUCAUCCUGCUGUUUAAUGAGAAACCAAAAAUCCAAUAUAUUCUCUUUUGACAUUUUGUUAUUGAUGGCAGUACUCUGCACUUCAUCUUCUCUCUGUCUCUGCCUAAACAGUAACCAUAGUAACAGUACAGACACUACAAACUCAAACACAAAAAAAUCUAAAUGUGGCACUUAUUCAAUGUAGAGCUGGGUAAAUAAAAUGUAAAAUGACAAGAAUAUAUAGAUUAGUGGAUUAAGUACAUAAGGGAUAUUAAAACAAUCCUUCCUGUGGAACUGUGAGUGCACACCAGUUGUAUCUUGUGUUGUAUUCCACAUAGAGAUUGGCACAUGCGUGACUCCUUGUAGUAGGGAGUCUGUAGAGGUAAUAGGCUACACGUGAAAUGAAUCAACCAUUGAUUACUUUUAAUAGUUCAAUUUUUCUGUUUAUUAUGCCAAGCAACAAACCUAUAUUCAUUCCUCUCGUGGUAUGAUCAAUAUAAUUUUAUAGGUUGGAUAUGCAAUGUCAAUAAGUAUACCUUAACUUAUAAUCAAAUUAAACUUUGGGAUAGAUACUGCUUCUGCAUUCAUGAGAUAGCCAACAUAUGUUGAGUAAACUGUCAGGGUGGGCCACAAAAUUGGGAAUCGAAUAGUGAAGUGUAAAUGUAAAAAGUUAUUGACAAUUUAAAGGCCAAAAUAGCAAAGGUGAGAAAAUACAUACAUUUUAAUUCAGAAAUGUGGCUAUUAUGGCCUACACAUAGCAAUUCUCUUGUCAACUCUCCAUAAUUCCCUGUUUAAUAAACAAUCCUAUUUGACACAUUUUGAAAAAAAUAAAAUAAUUGCAGCUCUUAAUGAAUAAUGAUAAAUACAUCCCAAAACCUUAUUGGUUUAACCUUGAAACUCAGCUACCAUUUUAGAACAUCUGUAGUUCUUUUUCUGCUGUUUUUCUUGAUGGUUGACUUGGGUCACAUUGAUUACAGGACAUUUUGCAGUCACAUUCACUAAUUCACCAAUAGAUGUCAAUAAUUGACUAGGGAAUUGCAAAUUAUAGGCCAGUAUUGGUGAAAUGGAACAAUAACUCAGCUGGAGAGUUCUUUUGAGUCUGCAAAUUUGGCCUAAAAUGUAGCCUAUUCCCUGGUUAGAGAAUACCGUUUGUGUAUUGUCUUUGACUAUGGCUAGCAUAGCUAGAGGACAUAAAUGCAGUUCUUUUGUUCAGCAUUUUUAACGUUGAUGCUAUGUUUAUGCAAUCCAGACACAUGGGUUUUAUUGUCUAUGACUGUCAUGGGACGUAAUGAUUUUUUUCUACAUUCUUUAUUUAUAUUGUGCAGCAAAGAAAAAUGACACUUGUGUUGCCACAACAGCUAAGUAGUUGCCACAACAGCCAAGUAACAACAAUUAAUACAUGAGAAAAACGUGACAUAUAGAAGAAAUCCACAAUUUUUGGAGAUAAUAUAACAUGCAAGACUUAUUUGUCUGAGUACAAGAUAAUAUAGAACAUGGGUGUCCAACCUUUUGGCAUCAUUGAGCGCAGAGGAAUUGUCUUGUGCCGCAAAUAAAAUCUAUAGUAUAAUUAAUUUGUAUAAUAAAUCUUCAAAAGCCCCUUUCUUACAUUUGUUUAGUAGAUAACUCCCUUAUUUGUUAUCCUUAUGUGGGAUUGCCAUAUUUAAGGAUAUCAACUUGGGGAGCUAUCUAUUAAACACAUAUGCAUGUAUAUACAUAUGCACAUACAACCACACAUAUGCACAUACAUAAUCACAGACACAUAUAUAUAUACAAUCACAGACCUAUACACAUAAUUACAAAUACACACAAACACAAUCACAGACCCACACACACACAUAAUCACAGAUCUUUACACACAGUCACAUAUAUGCAUACACACAAACACACAUAAUCACAGAUCUACACACACACAGACAUGCACAUACACACACACACACACAAUCAGACCCACACGCAUACAAUCACAGACCUAUACUCACAGUCACAUACACACACACACAUAAUCACAGAUGUCCACACACACACACACACAAUCACAGGCCCACACACAAACAUACAAUCACAGACCUAUACAUACAGUCACAAACAAACACAGACACAGACACAAAUAAUCACAGACCUAAACACACAAUCACAGACUCACACACAUGCAUACAAUCACAGACCUAUACAUACAGUCACAUACAUAAACACACACACACAUAAUCACAUAUGUACAAACACACACAAUCACAGAUCCACAUACAUACAAUAAAAGACCUAUACACAUAAUACAUACACAAUCAUAGGCCCACACACACGCAUACAAUCACAGACCUAUACAGACAAUCAUAUACAUACACACACAAAUACACAAUUCCAGACUAACACACAUACAAUCACAGACUUUUACACACAAUCACACAAAUACAGACCUAUACACACAGUCACAUACAUACCCACUCAAAAUCACAGAUGUACACACAUACCCACACACAAUCACAGACACCUAUACACACAAUCACAUACAUACAAACACAUAAUAACUGAUAAACACACACAAUUACAGACCCAUACACAUAACCACUGACUUACACACACACACACACACACACACACUCAGAGAUAUACACACAGACCCCCCUUCCUGCACACACAACAAAAAUCACAUAUACACACAUUUAGUACUAAAGAGGUCCACCCAGCCUCCCUACCAUGUUCUGGGAAGGGAGGAAUGGAUCCUCUGUCCUUGAUGGCCAGUGGUUGCUUCUGGGCUGGAACCUCUGUGCUCUUCCUGCACAGUUCUCUCACAUUCCCACCAGUGAUGCCAAUGCCGGGAUGACAUCAUAUCCCGGUGGUUGGGUCACUGCAGGACACACAGUGGAGCUGUCCAGAAGGAUCACAGUAUGUAAAAUGUUCCUUGCCUCCCUCGCCACCCACAGCGCUUGUCAAGCAGGUCCAUCCUGCUUGGUAGUCAGGCUCCUCCUCGUGACAGAAUGAUUUUAAAGUGGAACUGUCACUUCUCUGGAAAUAAAACCAAAGAAUAAAACAUCAAAAACCACCUAUAACUUCAGUUAAAAGCUUUUCAUGAGAUACCCUUUUGUCUUUUAAAUGUAUAUUAAAUAUUUAGCAAGUGGCAAUACAAUUUAGUUCAGUUCAUGCACAAUCAGGGCACAUGAUGCUAAUGAAGCUAAGAGAAACAUAGUCCCCGUUUCUCCUCUUCCACUUGCUAUGUUAAGGGGUAAUUUCCUAAAAAAUAAUUAUGGGAACUCUUCACGUCCACCCUUGCUAUCCUUUAAAUAAGUAACAUCUCCCUGCUCUUAACAAUCCACUUCCAUAUUUAAAGGUUUUGUAAAGUGCAUAAUUGCAUAUCCUAGAAUGUGUUAAUAAUAUAUAGCACCCCUGUGACAAUGGCCCUUUAACUCUCCUCACUAUACACGGAUAGGGUCUUCAAACUACAAACUGGGCUAAGCUUUUUAAUUCUGUAGCCCUGCUAGGACUUUAUAGUCUCCCUCUGUGUGCAUCUUCCAUUUUUAUUUUGCCUCAAAUGUGUGCAGGUAUGUAAACUGCACAUUCUUAAUAAAUGUAAGCAUUAUUUUAGUUCAGUGGUAGAUUCAUUUCCUCAACUAACACUUGUUUUAUAGUUCAUAGAAUGUCAGGCACGAAACACUUGCUAGUAAGCAGAGCUGAUUCAUCUUCUUAUCUCUUAAUUACAAACAUUGAAGUCUUUAGAUACACUAUGUGGUCUGUAGUUUUACAUUUAGAUAGUUUGUUGUGAUUCAUAUGGCUUAAUCCCAGCUUUAUCUUUAUGACACUGAGUUUAUUCUUAUAUUUUAAUAUAUGUCUUAUAUUAAAUUGUAACAAUAAUUCUGAUUUUUAUAAUGGCUGCAUCCUGUUGUAGUAUGUAAAUUGGAAGAAGGGUACAGAAUAAGACAAAUAAAUUUCCAGUCAAAAUGCUUUAUAGUUCAUCUGUUCAACUUAAUUUAUUUUUACGUAUCCCUGAGAAAAUACCAAUCUCCAUUAAAGCAUGGAUAGAUUUUUCAUCUUACUUAAAGGAACACUAUAGGGUCAGGAACACAUACAGAUAUUCCUGACCCUAUAGUGUUAAAAACAUCUAGCCCCCCUGACCCAUCCUUGCACCCUAAAUAUAGCAACAUCUUAACUUUUUAUCUGUCUGCUGGUGCUGGCUCUGCCCGUGAUCUGCCUGCUUGGCUGACAUCUUCAGAAGUGUUGUUCUGAGCCAAUCACAAUGCUUUCACAUUGAAAAGCACUAGAUUGGCUGAGACUGUCACUUCAUUAACAUUCUUCAUGUAACAGUCUGCUUCACUAACAUUUCACUUCAUUAACAUUCUUCAUGUACCAGUCAGCACCGUAGAGUUGGCAUUUUAUGUUGCAUAGGUAACAAGAGAUGAUUUCUCAAUUCACAGUAACCCAUCCCAAGUAUAAAAAAGAAAAAAGGUCCAGGCACUCAGAGUUCCAACAGGGUUAUACACUAAAAUUUAAGGUGAAUUUCAAAUAUAAGGUCAAAGUAGCUGAACUGCAGAAAUUCUCUAAGUCAGCUAUGCUUUAGAUUCAGCUAUUCUGGUCUUAAAUGUGAAAUUCAAUUUGAAUUCUCACUUUAGUGAAUAACCCUGUUAGUCGUGAUGACUUUUUAAUGGACCAAAUAACAUAAGGGAAAGUUUCAGUAACUAUAUGUGAACUUUCUCAUGGAAUGUCAAAUGAAAACUGGGGACAACAUAAUCAUUGCAGCAUUAUGUGGUUAUGGUGCUUAGAGUGUCCCUUUAAGUGAAUGUACUAAUUAUAAAAUGUUUCAAUUUUGAACACUUUCUAUGGAUUUUGCCUGGGUACCUCCAUUAAAUAUCUAUGUUAAUAUGAAAGAUACCAUGCAAGGUAAAAUCCAUAUUUCCUCUUAUUUUUUUAUUUUUUUAUUCAUAAAACAAAUAUUUUCAUCAUUUCUUCCUGUGCACAUCAGCUGGACAUGGGGAUAAGUGAUAGACACGUUACUCACUUACUGAAUAGAAUUCACACACUUCCUCGAGUGUUUAAAUUAAGAUCCAGUUCCUCUCUGGUUAUUUCAGUAAUAAGGAAGAUCACUGUGGUUACAGACUACGCAGCAUACUGAUAAUGGUACAAAUGUGUCUUUCAUUGACAUAUGUUGAAUUGUUGCAUGUGUCAUGAUAAGGGAUUCUCUAUUCAUAAUUCUACAGACUUUCUUAUGUAAUUAAUUGACAUCAAACAGAUGUUACUUAUGCAAGACAAAAUGGUUUUAGUUGAUAAUCUUUGCAGAAAUUUGCAUUUUUGUGAAAAAUACAAAAUGGCUGUACAAGGUGUUUUUCAUUACCUUGUUAAGUUAAACAUGCUUGGAAUUUGUAGAUAAUGCAUAUAUUAUGAAAGGAAUUUUCAUCCAUUGCAAGAUGUGAAUUUUGUGUAGUUUAAAAUAUGUGCAAUGCAUUAUAGUUAUUUUCUUUAUAAAUUACAAUAUGGUAGAAGUUACCCAGAUCACUUAAUCUGAAUGAAGUGGUGUGGGUGUAGUAUCCCUGACAUUUUAAUCUGUGCAAUGUAAAACACUGCCAUUUUUACAAUAUGCAAUGUUUACAUUGCAAUGACUGCAAUGUUUACAAAAGCCUAAAAAUGGCUUCUGCAUACAGUUGAAAUGGUCUAGCAGCUAAGGGGUUAAAAAGGCACUAUAAAUACCAUAAACACUACAACAUAACCAGCCCACUGCAAUCUCAAGCAGUCAUCACUGCUAAGAUUGAACAGAAUUGAUAUUGGUAAUGCAGACAUGCAGUGGCAGAUCUUAAAUGAGUAGAAUUUGACAGUACCCAUUGACUUGUUGCGCUUUGACCAUUUAAUUCCAUGUACUUAACUCCUGACUCAAUGAAAGGCCAUGCCAUGUUCAACAUCAUAAACUUGUAAAUACACAUAUUUUGGAAACUACAAGCAUAUUAAAGAGGUACAACUCCUCACCUUGAUGCUGUUAUUAAAUAACAGCCUUAGAAUAUAGGAUAAUUUGCAGGACUGUCUUUUAGGGUAUCCAGGAAAUGAUGGCCCAAUGCACAACCGAUGGGUGACAUCAGAAAGUCUAUUACAAACUUAGACUGAGUGUGUCUCUGAAGAGAACUGAGCAUUUUAUUUUUCAAAAAUACCCCCAAAUCUUAACAUGAUUAGUUGCAUAGCUUAUCAACAGCAUCUUACUUAAUGGCUAGUUUCAGUAUGAACUCCAAUUCAUCCAAAUUUGGGUCAAUCAGAUAAUUGGUCAAAUGUCAAGUAAAAUAUACCUAAAUCACGAAUCAAACCUAAUUCACGGAUCAAACAAGCUGCACAAUGGCCGAACAUGUUCUUUCUGAUUCGUGAUUCUGAAUUCUGCCCAUGGUGGCAAAAAAAAAAAAAAGAUGAUUGAUGGAACUAAAAAGAUGAUUGAUGGCUAGGAGACAGUCACUAAAUGUUUAUUUUAUUCAUGGAUGAAGUGAGAAGUGGGCAAUAGAAUAGGAAAAUGGAAGAGCAGUAAAAAAUAUAAUAUAUAAAUAUAAAUAUAUAUAUUACUACUCCUCAUAUUUUUCCCUCUAAUGGUUACUUUUUCCCAAUUGAUCAGUCAUCCAAAUGAUGGAAAAAAGCUUUUACCUGCGUACUGCAAAAUAUAUACAUAAUAUUAUCUUAUAUUUACAUUUAACAGAAAAUAGUUUCCCUUUUGGUUCAUCUGGUUUUAGUAUCAAAAUUCUCUUGAGUCAAACCGUCAAAUGACCAAAAUUCUGUUGUCCUGAAAAUGUAUUUUAUUUUAUUUUCGAAAAAACUAUUUUGGCAAACCAAAUUUUCCCCAUGCACAAGAAAAGCCUAAUUUCCCAUCCUCAAUAAGUGUGGGUGAAGAGGAAUUAGCUGAACUAAUUAUGACAGACACAAAAUGUUUCUUUCUAACACAUAUUUAUAAUUCCACCUUCCCCUGCCAACAUAUCUUUUUAACGAGACAUAAACUGUGUUGCCUCAUGUACCAACUUCUUCCAUGAAACUGUAGUUUCUGCACAGUGCAACCAAAGAGGGAGCAAUCUGUAGGUACAGAGGAGAACCCUGUUUUUUGUCCAUCUGCUCCUAAACUAUUUAACAGAAAAAGUGAGAUGGUGGUAAAAGCUUCCUUGUACCAUAGCCACUAGAACAAGCUGUAGAAAAUAUCUUAAUCAAAUUUAAAGAGGUGUUUAUUCAUUUACUUUCCCAUUAAUAUUUAAAAGGUUAAAUGCUGCAAAAUGUCAAUAUCCUAAGAAGGUUCGACUAAGCCAGCCAAUACCCUCAAAUCUUGAAUUUGGUGCUGUUGUGAAUUUUGUGUUAUCAGCUAAAACAAGACUUCCUACGCAAAGGUCAUCAAUGCAAGUUUAAAACCUAAAUAGCCUUUCCUUCCUCACUAAUGGUAUACUGUGGAAAAUGACAUCCUCCUUCAUGCAUUUGUAGGGUUCUUACAAAUAAUUAAGUGGCAUAUAAUAACUUGAGGUUAGAAAGACUUUUCAGGGCAUUGCAAGCAUUGAAUAAAAUACAAACACAAAUCCUGCUCUUACAGAACUUUCCAUAUGUUAGCAUAGCUUUUAUUUGCUUAGUAAACAUCCUUCUAAUUCAAUAAUACGGAAGAUCACAGAGAUAAAAUUCACACUCAUACAGACUUUAAAAAACAAGUGUAACACAGUUAACACAAAACUGUAGUAGUACAUUGAAAAUUAAACAGCAAAAUUUGGUAUAACAUAGCCAGAAAGUGACUAUAUCUGAUUUGGAGAAUUGUGCAUAAUAGUAUUUUAUGCCUACAUUUUGCAGUUCUAAUUUACCUUAACUAGUGACUAAAGUCCUUAGAGUCAUUAUGCCGGUUACGGUCAUAAACGUACACUCACCCCUAUAUUUAGUGUUAUAUUUAUAUCAUGUCAAAUACCAUGAAGAAGAUAAUCUACGGCUAAUGGGUUAUAGUACCAGAGGAAAAUAACUCAAAAUCAUGUUAUAAAUGAAUGUAAAAAAGCCAAAUAUAAAAUGUAUAAUUAGAUAGUGAUGUGGAUCUCAGGUAAAAACACUGACAGUAGCAUUGUUGUAUUAGAUAAUUUACAUAGAGACUGGCAUUUAUACCUAGAACUGUCUGUUUAGCUGCAACCAGUUUGUGGUUUUCAAGGUGUACAUUGAUUACCUUGCUUGAUAGCUGUUUAAACUUAAUUUGAAAAUACAUGUAUAUAACUAGAAUUAUUGCUAUAUUAACAUGAAUGGAAUCAUUUUAUUUGUUUUCUGUUCCAAAGGUCUCACACCUGCUGCCUAUCAGCCAGUAUACUGUGCUUCGAAGCAUGGCGUGAUUGGAUUUACAAGAUCAAUAGCUGUGAGUAUAUAGUGUGGCAAAGUACAAUUAAAACAAUGUAUUGUAGGCUUAUUUUUGUUAGUUUAAUACAACUGGUGUACAAAGCAUAUUUCUAAAGGAACAGUAUGUAUGAAAUGGAAAAAUCAGCAAUUUCUAUUGUGGCACAUUUAAUUUAUAGUCAUAGCAAAAUGAGCAUUUUUAUGUUUUGAAUCGUUUUUUGCCCAAAAUAUCUAAGUUAAACUAAGUAUAACGGGCAAUGCUUGUGAACUACAGUUCUUUAAUAUACAAGCCAGCCAAUAUAUGUCAUUGGAAAUGUUGUUUACAAAUAUCUGUAGAGCUUCAGUUGGCCACUUGGGGGAAAUUGUCAAUAUAUAACUAUAUGCAGCACAUUGAAAUGUGUAAUUCUUCAAAAGCUUUGUCUGAAACAACAGGUUUAAAGCACCCAGAUUAAAUUGUAACUUAAAAUCUAAAAAAUGACUGCUAUUCCUGCCUUCUUUUAACUCUCUCUGGCCUCUGACAUAUAGGUAGACCAUUAAAAAAAUUACACUAUGUAGGUUGCAAGGGCUAUUAUGGGAUUUAAACCAGAACACUAAUUUAGACACUUCAGAAUGUGUUGUAUCUCCUUCCCACUUUAUAGAUCUUGGGUACACAUUAUCAACUGAUGGACGUAUUCCACCCCUGUCCAAAUAAACUGUCACAUGAAAAUUGCUUCUGUAAACUAAUGAAUAUGUUUCGAGAAGCAGAGAAUAUUGACUCUGUAAAUUACGAAUGGCUCAGCCGAAUGAUGUAUGUCUUACAAAUUGUUGCAGUGAUGUUGAAACCCUGUGUCAUCAUGACAGAAAAGCAAUAUCGAACUUACUAGGGUUUAUAAUAUAUGUUUGCUUUCAGUAAGCAAUGCGUUAACUGGUUUCAGCACCUGAAUGUUAUUCAACUCCAUAUAUUAUAUGGUUUAAAUUAAAUACAUUGUUGUGUUCUGUUGUAAAACCAGACUGUAGUAGGUUGUAGAUUUCGACCGAAUUGAUGACCAUUACAUCUUUACCAAAUGAGUUGUCAGAGUGUUUAAAGAGGCACGACUAUGGAACUAUUCUAUUAUCUUUUCUAUUUAACUUUACUCACUGCUUACCUUGAAGUAAAACAUUUUAAUAUAACUUUUAUUAUCAUUAUUGAAUGUAUAAGUAGCAGUGUGAUGGCAUGCCUGACUAAACAAACUGCAUUUAAACAUGUGGCCCUGUUGUGUAAAUUGUGGGGUCUAUAAGUCUUAAGGUAGCGUCAGAAUUAGACCAUGUGCUGGGCUACCUGAGAUUGAUGGAAAUUACACCACAGGACAGCAAAAUCUAACAGGCUAGAGACAUAAUUAGUAACAGCGGUAUUAAAUUUACAUACAAAUUCAUAAACAUUUCUAACUGUAGUUUUUAGCCAAGUGGAAGCAGUAACAGGUAACUGGAGACUAACAUUCAUUAAAUUAUUGUAUGGAAUUCAUCAAGAAUUUGCAAAUUGUUGUCAAAAAUAGCUGAGCCCAUUUCCACUAUUUUGUGCUUACAUUUGCAACUCCCUUGUGAAUUCUUAACAGUUCACAAUUUAGUGAAUACAAAGACACGUUCAAUCGAUUCACCUGUGAUAAAGGGGGGACCUUUAAAGUGUAAUAUGCUCUUUUGAGCAUUGUGGAGAAGGCAUUCCUUCUCCAUUUUCAGAAAAGUAAGCAUUGUUUUUUUUGUUUUUUUUUAAACCUAACCAAUGUUGCACAGAGGGAGGGAGUGCGAGAUUCCCCUUGCAAGCAGUCUGCCUGCAAAGGGAAGAUUAUCACGUUUGUUGUCAGCAUGCAGUGCACCCUGACAACAGACAUAAAUUAUGCACAUAAUUGACAUUCCAAAGGGAGUUCUGGGCUGCCAAUGUCACUAGUGCUGGGAGUGCAACUUGCCCCCAGCACACAAGUGCCAAUAACUCUGGAUGUGCAGUUGUUCAAGCUGAAACACUGCACGUACCUUCUCCUACUACCAAAUUACUGAAGUGAUCAUAGUGGUUGAAGUAACCCUUUUAUCAUACAUCCAUGUUUAUUAUCAAAGUCUAAUUAUGAUCUUUACAUAAGAACUGGAAAUUUGACCAAUGUUUCAAUAGUUUCAGUUUAAAAUAUUCUCUUUUUUACAUAGGCUCUUGCAUCUAUUGGAAAUUAUGGUGUACGGAUAAAUACAGUGUGCCCAGCAUUUGUUGAUACGCCACUUUUGGAAUCCAUCGAAAAGGAAGAAAACAUGGGAGAGUUUUACAAAUACAAGGAUAACAUAAAAGAUAUGAUGAAAUCCUUUGGAGUGUUAGAGUAAGUUUAAACAUACUGUAUAUUGGUUUAUUAUUUAAGUCUGUUUGUUUCACUUCAAAGUACUUACUGCUUUGAAAAAAAUAUAAUUAUGUAUCAGCAUAAAAUAAAUCUUGAGAGACUUGGCUCUUCAUUUAUAAAAUAUAAUAAAAAAAAACUAUAGGUUCUCCACAUACUAGGUAAUUUCAAUGAAUUAGCCUGUCCCAAUAUAUUUAUUGAAUAACAAAGAGAAGGAUUGCACACAAUGGUCAAUUGAAAGCAGAUUUUAUUGGACAUGAAAGGGUAACAUUUGGACUAAAACGAGUCAUCAUGAUGUGAAAAUUUGAAGCAUUGUUCUUUUAUGUCCACAAGAGUCGGCUUUGGAUUGAAAAUUGACUGCUCGGACCUUUCUCUUUGUUAUUCUCUAGAAUAAAAGUUAUGAUACUUCGUUCUGUGAUACAUAUUAAGAUGAUUCCUGCUUAAUACGUGAGCAGUCCCUCAGCUCUAUCCUUAAAAUAUUUAAUGGACACUCUAACUAAAGUGGCAGAUAUGGGGCUAGGAGGCAGUUAUUUGAUGCCCUCUUUAUGCUUUUUUUUGCCAGACCAUUCAGGUAGUUGGGAUGGUGGGAAAUUCUCCAGGAUUUUGCCAAAGCCCACUUUAUGGUUCUCAGAGCUGCUUGUCUGGUAUUGCCAUCACUGCUAACAGGCAUGUAGAAGUGCACUGGUGUGGGAUAUGAGUAUACAGCUAGCAAAGUUAAAAUCAGCUAAUUUAGAAAUCCUACUGUCUCAAGCUGCCCUAUCCAUUUCCUGAGUAUCAAUGCAACCAUCCUACUUCAUUUCUACUUUUGAAACCUAUCUCAAGGGCCACCUUUUCUUACAAAAGGCACAAAUAUUUCAACUCUAUUUAUUUCCUGGAAUUUAUAAGGAAAGGGACAUGUUGUCUAAAGUAAUGCUCUGUUCCUACUGAUAAUGAUGCUGCAAUUGUCUUCUUAUUGGGCUGGUUAAGAUAGACCUGGUUGAUUACACUAAACAUACAAAUUUAAAAAAAACAAAAAACCACUUUCCUCUGAUUUACUGAUUGUCCAUCGAUAGCCUUUAAAAUAAAUGUCCAUUUGAUUGCAGUUGAAUCUUAUUCUGAUUGGAAGUUAGUUUCCUAAAGAACAGCUGAUGAUGAAUAUAGUUCUUAGUUAUUAUGUAAAGGGUAUCAACCUGCGAAAAUAAACUGAGACUGACCAUGUAAUUUAAAAACACUACACAAACUACAUAUUUCUCAUUGAUUGAGUCAUUAUAACGGUCUAUGUGAUUUAUUCAAGUAAUAUUUCUACAGAAGAGCUAUGUCCUAAUAAUUACUGAAUAAUAAGCAGCCGAUAUGCUUAUUGUAGAUUUUUCUGAUUAUUCUUGCAAUGCGUAAACCAAUAACAAGGUUUGUGUGACAUUUAUAUUUAACAUGCUUUCAUUUAAUUAUAUACAUUUCCAAGAUUAAUACCUGCUGGAUGCCUUCUGUACAUGCUGCAGACUGCUUUGUAGCUGUGUAGACAUAAUAAGAAUCGAGCGAAGAAUGUUUCAGUAAUUGCAGUAUCAGAAGGAAGGAGACCUGAUAUCUUGAACUGUAAUAAUUAGAAUGGAUAUAUCAAACUGUUGACUUUACUUUCUAUAGUUGGGAUGUUUGAAAUGCGGAUUUUGUUUACAGGUUGUAAAAACAAUUAUCCCCUCUAGAUUAAUCAUUUUUUAUUAUAUACUUGGCAAGCAUAUUACUAGCAAAUGGAGGAACUAUUUCUGUUUCAGACUUUGAAACAAUUGGCACUUCCUCCCCUGGGGGUCCUUUAUAUUUCAUUAAUACACCACUCCGGUUUCCUUCUAGUGAGUGAACUGAUAUCAGAAUAAGUCUACGGACGACAUUUAUUUCCAUUUUCUGUAUAGCCAAGUUUGGCCUUGCCUAGAUUUUAAUUCAGUAACCAAAACAAACUAGAGGCUAACUCUGUAUCUGCCAGAAAAUAUAUUAUCCGUAAAUAAUAGUAAUUAGACUUGUGCAUGGGAUGGACACGAUUUGCCAUAUGACGGUCUCUCAGAAUUUAGGAAAGCAGAACUUGGUAAAGGAAAGGAAUCAGACAAGGAAGCAAAAAUGGGCAAGCCAAUGAACCGCAAUAUAUAUAUAUAUAUAAAUAAUAUAAAUAUAAAUAACAUUUUCUCACCAUUUGGUUCGCAUGUGCGAAAAGGUAACCAAUAGAGGAAAAAAGGAUGAGCAGUAAAAAAUAUAGAUUUAUGUAUUAUAUAUUUGUUAAAAGGAAUAUAGUUUUUUUUUUUUACUGCUCCUAUGUUUUUUCCUCUAUUGCUCACUUCUCACUUGAUCUGUGAAAAAAAAAUAUGUUAAUAUUCAGUGAUUGUCCCCAUCAAUUAUCUUUCAUACUCAUCAGUCGUCUCUUCUUUUGGGGACAUUGUUGGAAUUUAAAAUCACAAAUCAAAACAAACAUGCUCGUCUGUUACCUACUUCAUUUGAUUUGUGAUUUAGCUACAUUUGGUUUUGGAGUUUGGGAAUGUCAAUGAUUAGUCGAUCGGCCCAAAUUCACAUCAAUUGCAUUUGUAAGCAAGAAAUAUUGAGGUCUAACAGUAAUGAAGACAAUAAUAGUUCAGUAUACCAUAAGGCAUAUCAGACAAAAAAAGUCCCUCAAAAGAAUAAUUAAUAAUAGCAAAAAUAACUUUAUUGCUCUUUACUAAAAUAAAAUGUAAAAGAGGGAAAAUUACAAAGAUACUCAUUAAAAAGUCAUCAGGCUGCAUGCUAGAUAGGGGUUAUAAGAAAACAAGUAACUAUUGCUUAGUGAUACCCCUGCAAAAUAAUUUAAGAACAGGAAAAUUGAAACAAAAAGUUAUUUCAAAUGUAGAGCAAUUUACCAGGGCCUUAAUUGUAGGUAACCCUUCAGGCCAAAAAAGCUACAAAGAGUCUCAGAGAUCAAAUAGAAUCUUCUGUUAAUAUUCAAAUUGAAAUCACUAAAUUAAAGGACCACUAUAGUGCCAGGAAAACAAACUCGUUUUCCUGGCACUACGUAGUCCUUAGGUCCUGUCCCCCCCACCCUAGGCCCCCCUCCUGCUGGGCUGAAGGGGUUAAAACCCUCUCAGCCACUUACCUUAAUCCAGUGCCGGGCUCCCUCUGCGCUGGUGACCUCUCCUCCUCCUGCCGACGUCAGCGCCGAAUAUGCAUUCAAACAGCCCAUAGGAAAGCAUUACUCAAUGCUUUCCUAUGGACGUCAGCGUCUUCUCACUGUGAUUUUCACAGUGAUAAUCGCGGAAGCAGCCUCUAGUGGCUGUCAGUGAGACAGCCACUAGAGGCUGGAUUAACCCUCAGUGUAAACAUAGCAGUUUCUCUGAAACUAUGUUUUCAGCUGCAGAGUUAAAACUAGUUGAGCUGAAGUGGUCUGGGUGCCUAUAGUGGUCCUUUAAUGAAAUGGCACACUAAAUACAAAGUAACUAUAAUGUACUAUAGUAAGCAGGGUGGAAAGAAUCAAAGGGUAAAUGUAUCAUUAAAAACUACCUUUUAUAUUCCCAAAAUAGACUAAUAUACAGUAUAGUAGUCUAAAGCAUGCUUAGAAAAAUGGUUUUCAGGUUUAUACACAUAUAGUAUCCCCAAGGUUCCCACCAAGACCCCCUAUCAGCCAAAUCACAGUGCCACACUACAUAACAUGCUUAACAAAAAAGUGUAUAAAAAAUGACCUACGCGCGUAUUGGCGCCAAAGAUGCGCCUUCAUCUGGGGCUAAAAAUGAUGAAGGGGUAAUAUUGCACAAUGUCCUUCUCAGGAAGAUGAAGGGUUAUUGGUCUUCCCCACCUAAUUUUCACUUCUUCUUAAGUCACACCUUCGCAGCAAUGCAUACAUACAAUUUGUGUCUUUCAAAACACACCUGUAGUUGUUCCCAAGUUCCAUCAUUUGUAAACAUUCUUACUUUAAUCACCUUUAUUCACAUCAAAUGUUAGCUUUUAUGCAAGAGAGUCUAACAUACAGGAGGUACGCUACAUACAUUGCAGAUUUACCACACUCUCUUGUGCUAUGUUUUUGUAAAGUGAAAUAGGCUAUGUUACUGUUCAUAGCAUAGGCAGGGCACAAUUGGAACACAGCAGACUUUUGACAUAAUACAAUUCUAUGAAAUUUGUAUUAUCCCUGAUAUUUUAAGAUAUGCAUUACAUUUUUCAAAAUAAGGAAGAUGCAGGAAUCUUUUGGGCCAUCUAAUUAAUAACAAUUUCCCAUAUGUGCUGUGUAUCACUACAAAAACCUGUUUUCACAGAUUUCCCACAUAAGACGUUAGUCAGUGUUUACACUGCUGCUUAACACCACUAUUGACUGUCACUCAGACAGCUACUAGAGGCGCUUCCUGGUUGGACUCCUGCAAAGAUUGCAGGACUAACAUUCAGCAUCUCCACGCUCCACAUGGGGUUACUGAACACUCCCCAUGGAGAUAUAUUGAAGCAUUGGCACACAUGUGCACUAGUCUUCCAUUGCUUUCCUAUCACAUCAUCAGUAUUGCCGGGGGAUAGGUGAGUUCAACAUAUCCAUUUAGUUAAUUUAGGAGGGAGCCUUUAAUCUAAAUAGGGGAAUACACGUUUGUUCCUUUAAAACUGAAAUUGCAGAAAGAUUCUGGAUAAAACCUGAAUAUCUAUAAUAUCAUUGCGAUUGUUUAUAAGGAGAUUGCAAGAGUUGACAAAGAUCUUUAUUGUGUUGCCAAACUUCAUUAUUUUGUGUUUACACAUUAAUAAACGUACUCUGUUUAAAUUACAUCCAUGAGAACUGUCUUGGGAGAACAUCAAACAUUACAUAAACAAGUUAUACAAUACACAUCCCAGGGAAGGUUGUAUAUGAAAGGUAGAACUAAAGGACUUACAUUUUGUUACAAAUUCAGUCUACUGCAGACUGAUUAUGAAUUGUGAUUUUUAUUUUAUGGCAAUAGGAAGAUAUUUAUGAUAUGGAAAACACAAUUACACAGAUGACUAAUUACUGACCUCAUUUUUGAAUUAUAUUGUAUAUCAAAUUCUAAGAAAAAAAAAGAACUGCAUUAAUAGGAGAUUAUCAGAAUGCAUUUCAUUCUGAAACUAGAAUCAAAUUGUCCUUGCUAAAAAGGACAUGUGGGCUGAGUAGAACAUUUUGAAAAUGUCAAAAGAAUGUAUGUUUUUUUUUCUUUAAAACUCUUACAAGUACAGGAGAGCAUUGUCUCUCCUCUGUCACUGAAAAAAUGAGGGUUAAAUAUGAGAGAGAGAGAGAGAGAGAGAGUGGGUGUGUGAACAAGCACAUGCUGUUUUAUCACUGAUGAAAAGUACUCUUGUAUAAUUGCUUUACUACUAUGAAGCUAAUGUUCUAUAUUUUUCUACUCGUAGUCCAUCGCUGAUUGCCAAAGGACUGAUCGACCUUAUAGAAGAUGAUUCUUUUAAUGGUGCAGUAAUGAAAAUUACCACUUCCCGGGGAAUCCACUUUGAAGAGUAUGCAGCACAUCAAAAAACAAAAGUUUAACUAUAGUUCUUUUAAGUCAUUUUCUCCAGUCUUAAAUAUGCUAUUUGUACAAAAGGUUUAAAGGGACAGUCUAGGUUGGAUUUGGUCCUUUCUUUUGUAUGCAUCAAAAAUGCAAAAGCAGUACAUUUUGAAGCAAGAAUGGAACCACUGUUGGUUGAGAAAAGGUGGUAGAAAGGGUGGACGUAUGAUGCAAAGCUAAUUUUCAUUUCAUUAAAAGAAAACAAAACAGCAAACCUAAAUGUAACAUAGAACAUACAUUGCACCUUGAAAUAUCAAUGAAUACAAAAAAAUAAGUUAUGCUUGAUUUAAAAAGAAAGAUCUGAAAUCAAACUUUUAUUUUAAACACUGGAAAAUAUAAUGCACGGAAAGAACAACAGGUCCAGAAAUAAAUGGAAAAGAUAAUUUUAGAUUAUGUUUUUUUGUGUGAAAUUGUGCCAUAUUGUGAAACACAGAAGGCAACUAGUAUUAGAAAAUGCAGUAGUAAGUGGUAAAAUCAGUAUACAUUUGUUGAAUAUUAUAGUUAAUCUUGUACAGAGAUGUAAAUUAUAUUCUUAGUUUUGUAAAAAUGUAUUGUAAAUUUGUGGCUUUUAAUUUCAAUAAUUACAUUUUUAAAUUUGUAUUUUUAUAUGAAACUGUGACUCCCAUUUUAUCACAUAUGAAAUUAAUAAACUUGUUAUGCCAGUUGAAUAUUUGAAUGAUUUGUAUUGAUUGAAUCCAAUGUGGCUAACUGGAAAUCUCAACUAAUUAACUAUUACAUGGUUACAUAGUUAUUAAGGCUGAAAAAGACUUGCACCCAUUAAAUUUGGCCUUUCUCACAUCAGUUUUUGCCUUUGAUCCAGAUUACUUUAUUGAUUGAAUAACAUAAUAAUUUGUGUUAAUUUGAAU